AGACUCUGGUUGAUAGGAAAUUAUAAUUGCUUUCUACUGAACCAUGACACAGGAAUAUUCAAAAGUCGAAGAAUCAAUUUUACAAAUUUCUGAACUUUCCGAAUCGACACAAGUGAUGUUGAAAGAAAUGAACAUGACCGUGGCUUCAAAAAGAGCAACAUAUCCUUGGAAAAUAGGAAAACUCCAAAAGUCAAUAUGUGACCUUGAAUGCGCGCAACUAGAAAAUUAUGAACCAGUGGUUGGGAGCUCGGCUUUGGACAUAAAAGAUAAUUCUGUGGCCAUUUCUACUGCCAUGAAACAAUACAAAGCGUUAAUAAAACAUAGGAGCCAGGAUGGAAAACAUGAUGAACUGAUCCAGCAUGCUAAAACUCUCAGUCAGCUUCAAAACUUACCUGUUGUGGAUCUACAUGCAGAAGUUGUGGUACAUCCUGAGCCUCUACCUGUCAAUAUGGAAACUGAUAUUUGAGAACACCAAACAAACCAUAGUCCAUACCAUCACCAUGCAUAGAUAUAGCAAAUGUCAUAAGACAUAAAGUGCUGUUCAUGAGAACAGUUGGUUAAUCUUCUCAUUCUUUUUUUAAUGUAAAAGGUUAUAAAUCCUCAGUUUUGUUUAUAUAUAUAUAUAUAUAAUAUCAUCUUGCUCUUUCAUAGUUUUUCAUUCUUAGUAUAUACAUUGUAACAGUUUAUAUAUUAAAAUAUUUGAGUAGUAAAAAGUGCCCAACUUGUAAAAUAUCUGUAAGAUUGUGGAAAUUUCCGCCAUAUUUUUAUAAAACAUUACAUUAGAUAAAUCCAAUGGUAGUUUACCAGCUGUUCUAAGAGAUAAGACAUUAUCUUUGCUAAACAAAACGUACCUAACUACACUGUGAGAGAAAUAAACUGUAACAUACUCUG
Molecule: messenger RNA, 891 nt
Organism: Ciona intestinalis (vase tunicate)
Lineage: Eukaryota; Metazoa; Chordata; Ascidiacea; Phlebobranchia; Cionidae
Source: RefSeq, a predicted model, not a curated record